Molecule: messenger RNA, 5835 nt
Organism: Fusarium tjaetaba
Lineage: Eukaryota; Fungi; Ascomycota; Sordariomycetes; Hypocreales; Nectriaceae
Product: 1 3-beta-D-glucan synthase subunit
Exons: 3
Coding region: 1-5835 (1944 amino acids)
Biological process (GO): fungal-type cell wall polysaccharide biosynthetic process; (1->3)-beta-D-glucan biosynthetic process
Cellular component (GO): 1,3-beta-D-glucan synthase complex; plasma membrane
Molecular function (GO): 1,3-beta-D-glucan synthase activity
Source: RefSeq, a predicted model, not a curated record
AUGUCGGGAUAUCCAGGCGGUGGUCAACGCGACCAGUACGAUGAUGGUUAUGGCCAUCAACAGGGAGGCAACCAGCAACAACACGGUGGAAACACUGACUCCUAUUACCAAGACGAUCAGUACUACGAUCAAGGCUACGAUAAUCGUGGCCCCAAUAAUAACAACAACAAUAACAACAACCAUGACGGCUACUACGACGAAUCUGGCUACUAUAAUGCCGACCCGAAUAACCCCUACCAGCAGGAUGGAGGGUAUUACGACGGCCACGAUCAAUACCAAGAUGGAUACUACGACAAUGGCCAGGGUGGCUACUAUGAUCAGGACUAUGACCGUGGCUACCAAGGCCAAGGAGGCCGUCAGGGCUCUGAGGAAGACUCCGAGACUUUCAGCGACUUUACCAUGAGAUCGGACAUGGCUCGCGCCGCUGAAAUGGACUACUACGGCCGGGGCGACGAACGUUACAAUAGCUACAACGAUGGACAACGUGGCUACCGACCUCCUUCCUCGCAAAUCUCGUAUGGUGGGAAUCGCUCUUCGGGUGCUUCGACCCCUAACUAUGGCAUGGACUACGGUAAUGUUCUCCCUGCUGGUCAGCGAUCCCGAGAGCCUUACCCGGCCUGGACUUCGGAUGCCCAGAUUCCUUUGUCCAAGGAGGAGAUUGAGGACAUCUUCCUCGACUUGACCUCCAAGUUCGGUUUCCAGCGUGACAGCAUGCGCAACAUGUACGAUCAUCUGAUGAUUCUUCUCGACUCUCGAGCCUCGCGCAUGACCCCAAACCAGGCACUUCUCUCGCUUCAUGCUGAUUACAUUGGUGGUGACAACGCCAACUACCGCAAAUGGUACUUUGCUGCUCACCUGGACUUGGAUGACGCUGUAGGAUUCUCCAAUGCUCAGGGCAAGGGCUUAAAGCGCAAGAAGAAGGGCGGAAAGAAGAAGAAGAAGGAUGCCGAAGCCAAUGAGGCCGAGACCCUACAGGAGCUUGAGGGCGAUGACAGUCUCGAAGCUGCUGAGUACCGCUGGAAGAGUCGCAUGAACAAGAUGUCUCAGCAUGAUCGGGUUCGUCAGAUCGCUCUGUACCUACUUUGCUGGGGUGAAGCCAACCAAGUUCGUUUCAUGCCCGAGUGCUUGUGUUUCAUCUUCAAGUGUGCGGAUGAUUACCUCAACUCUCCCGCUUGCCAAGCUCUUGUUGAGCCUGUCGAGGAGUUCACUUACCUUAACAACGUCAUUACUCCUCUCUACCAAUACUUGAGAGACCAGGGAUACGAGAUUUCCGACGGCGUGUACGUCCGCCGUGAGCGCGACCACAAGAACAUCGUUGGUUAUGAUGAUUGUAACCAGCUAUUCUGGUAUCCCGAAGGUAUUGAGCGCAUUGCCCUUCAAGAUAAGAGCAAGCUGGUUGAUGUGCCUCCUGCUGAGAGAUAUCUCAAGUUGAAGGAUGUCAACUGGAAGAAGUGCUUUUUCAAGACUUACAAGGAGUCUCGUUCUUGGUUCCAUCUUCUCGUCAACUUCAACCGUAUUUGGAUCAUUCAUUUGACCAUGUUCUGGUUCUACACCUCCCAUAACGCUCCCAGUCUUCUGGUCGGACCAAAGUACGAACAGCAGGUUAACCAGAAGCCCUCAACGGCUAAACAAUUCUCUAUUGUCGGUUUUGGUGGUGCCAUUGCAUCGCUUAUCCAGGUUCUCGCUACUCUUGCGGAAUGGGCUUAUGUUCCUCGUCGAUGGGCUGGUGCGCAGCAUCUCACCAAGCGACUCCUGUUCCUGCUCUUUAUCUUGGUUCUCAACGUCGCUCCUGGUGUAAAGGUUUUCAUGUUGCCAAAACUUGGCCCUGAGAAGAUCAACACCGCCAUUGGUAUCGUUCACUUCAUCAUUGCUGUCAUCACUUUCAUUUUCUUCUCUAUCAUGCCCCUUGGAGGUCUAUUCGGCAGCUACCUGUCUACCAAUAGCAGACGCUACGUUGCUAGUCAGACAUUCACUGCUAGCUGGCCAAGACUCCGUGGCAAUGACAUGGCAAUGUCCUAUGGUUUGUGGGCAACAGUAUUUGGUGUGAAGAUGGGUGUCUCGUACACUUACCUGAUUCUUUCGUUCCGUGAUCCCAUCCGAUACUUGAGCAUCAUGAACGUUGACUCUUGCCUGGGCGACAAGACCCUCCUUGGCAAUCAACUUUGCCGCUGGCACCCGACAAUUGUCCUCGCCCUGAUGGCAUUCACUGACGUUAUCUUCUUCUUCCUCGAUACUUACCUUUGGUAUGUCUUGCUGAAUACCGUCUUCUCGGUUUCACGAUCGUUCUAUAUCGGAUCCUCCAUCUGGACACCUUGGCGUAACAUCUUCUCUCGCCUUCCUAAGCGUGUUUACUCCAAGGUUCUAGCAACGACGGACAUGGAGAUCAAGUAUAAACCAAAGGUUCUUAUUUCUCAGAUUUGGAACGCCAUCGUUAUUUCGAUGUACCGUGAGCAUCUUCUUGCGAUCGAACACGUUCAGAAGCUUCUUUAUCAUCAGGUUCCUUCUGAGCAGGAGGGCAAGCGAACGCUUCGUGCACCUACUUUCUUCAUUUCUCAGGAAGAUCACUCUUUCAAGACCGAGUUCUUCCCUGCCUACAGUGAAGCUGAACGCCGAAUUUCGUUCUUUGCGCAAUCUCUAUCGACUCCCAUUCCUGAGCCUCUGCCUGUUGACAACAUGCCUACCUUUACGGUCAUGAUUCCCCACUACAGCGAGAAGAUCCUUCUUUCUCUCCGUGAAAUCAUUCGCGAGGAUGAGCCUUACUCUCGCGUUACCCUCCUGGAGUAUCUCAAGCAGCUGCACCCUCACGAGUGGGACUGCUUUGUCAAAGAUACCAAGAUUUUGGCCGACGAAACCUCACAAUACAACGGUGAGACGGAUAAGAACGAGAAGGAUACCGCCAAGAGCAAGAUCGACGAUCUUCCCUUCUACUGCAUUGGUUUCAAGUCUUCCGCACCCGAGUACACCCUCCGCACUCGUAUCUGGGCGUCUCUUCGUUUCCAAACCCUAUACCGCACCAUCUCUGGUUUCAUGAACUACAGCCGUGCCAUCAAACUCCUCUACCGUGUCGAGAAUCCCGAGGUUGUGCAGAUGUUCGGUGGUAACACAGACAAGCUCGAACGUGAGCUUGAGCGUAUGGCUCGUCGCAAGUUCAAGAUCGUCGUUUCUAUGCAGCGAUUCUCUAAGUUCAAGAAAGAAGAGAUGGAAAAUGCUGAAUUCUUGCUCCGCGCCUACCCUGACCUUCAAAUUGCCUACUUGGACGAGGAACCCCCGGUUGCUGAAGGAGAAGAGCCCCGACUUUACUCAGUUCUUAUCGACGGCCAUUCUGAAGUUAUGGAGAACGGCAUGCGACGCCCCAAGUUCCGUGUUCAACUCUCCGGCAACCCUAUCCUCGGUGAUGGAAAGUCCGACAACCAAAACCACUCUAUCAUCUUCUACCGUGGAGAAUACAUCCAGCUCAUCGAUGCCAACCAGGACAACUAUCUCGAGGAGUGUCUCAAGAUUCGCAGCGUUUUGGCCGAAUUUGAAGAGAUGAAGACUGACAAUGUUUCCCCUUACACUCCUGGUGUCAAGAACGACGUUAACUCCCCUGUGGCCAUUCUCGGUAUGCGAGAAUACAUUUUCUCUGAGAACAUUGGUAUUCUUGGAGACAUUGCUGCCGGUAAGGAACAGACAUUCGGUACUCUCUUCGCUCGAACGAUGGCUCAAAUCGGCGGUAAACUUCAUUACGGUCAUCCCGAUUUUCUCAACGGUAUUUUCAUGACAACGCGUGGUGGUGUCUCCAAGGCUCAGAAGGGUCUGCAUCUGAACGAGGAUAUUUACGCUGGUAUGACUGCCAUCCUUCGUGGUGGACGUAUCAAGCAAUGUGAAUACUUCCAGUGUGGUAAGGGUCGUGAUUUGGGUUUCGGUUCCGUCCUCAACUUCACAACCAAGAUUGGUACUGGUAUGGGUGAACAGUUCUUGUCCCGCGAGUACUACUAUCUCGGCACUCAACUUCCUCUCGAUCGAUUCUUGUCCUUCUACUAUGCCCAUCCUGGUUUCCAUUUGAACAACAUGUUCAUCAUGUUCUCUGUUCAGAUGUUCAUGAUUACGAUGGUCAACCUAGGAGCCCUUCGCCAUGAGACAAAGGCUUGUGAAUACAACCGAAAUGUCCCCAUCACCGACCCUCUCUACCCUACUGGUUGUGCCAACACUGAUGCACUCACCGACUGGAUUUACCGAUGUAUCGUUUCCAUUCUUUUCGUUCUCUUCCUCUCUUUCAUCCCUCUUAUUGUUCAGGAGUUGAUGGAGCGUGGCUUCUGGCGCGCCUUCGUCCGAUUGAUGAAGCAAUUCUGCUCGCUCUCGCUCAUGUUCGAGGUUUUCGUCUGUCAGAUCUAUGCGAACUCUGUGCAGCAGAACAUUUCGUUCGGUGGUGCGCGAUAUAUUGGUACUGGUCGUGGUUUUGCCACGGCCCGUAUUCCUUUCGGUGUCUUGUAUUCUCGAUUCGCUGGACCAGCUAUUUACUUCGGCGCUCGUUUGCUCAUGAUGCUUCUCUUCGCGACCCUUACUGUCUGGAAGGGUGUGUUGAUCUAUUUCUGGAUCACACUUCUUGCUCUGACAAUCUCGCCCUUCUUGUACAACCCUCACCAGUUCGCAUGGACUGAUUUCUUCAUCGACUACCGAGAUUACCUCCGAUGGUUGUCCCGUGGUAACUCCCGAAGCCACGCCUCGUCUUGGAUCUCCUACUGUCGUUUGUCUCGAACUCGUCUCACUGGUUACAAGCGAAAGGCUCUAGGAGAUCCCUCUGCUAAGAUGUCUGCAGACGUUCCCCGAGCUCCGUUUGCCAACAUCUUUUUCAGCGAGAUUUUCUCUCCCCUGAUGCUUGCCGUUGUCACGAUUCUGCCUUAUCUGUUCAUUAACGCCCAAACUGGUGUCAAAAAUGCCCCUCAGAAGGACAGCGUCAAGACCAAGCCCCAGCCAACCGACUCUCUGAUCCGGCUACUUAUCAUUGCCUUUGCUCCCAUUGGUGUUAACGCAGGUGUCUUGGCUGCUAUGUUCGGCAUGGCCUGCUGUAUGGGUCCUCUCCUCAGCAUGUGCUGCAAGAAGUUCGGUAGUGUUCUCGCCGGUAUUGCUCACGCUACUGCCGUCAUCUUCUUGCUGAUCUCCUUCCUGGGUAUGUUUGUUCUCGAGGGCUUCAACUUUACCCGCACAUUGGCUGGCAUGAUCGCCGUGACUUGCAUCCAGCGCUUUUUCGUCAAGCUCAUUGUGUCUCUUGCCCUUACCCGUGAAUUCAAGGGUGACACUGCCAACAUUGCUUUCUGGACCGGAAAGUGGUACUCCAUGGGAUGGCACACCAUCUCUCAGCCUGCUCGAGAAUUCCUCUGCAAGAUCACCGAAUUAUCCAUGUUCGCAGCCGAUUUCGUUUUGGGUCAUUGGUUGCUCUUUUUCAUGGCACCUGUUAUUUUGAUUCCCAAGAUUGACAUGCUCCACUCGAUGAUGCUGUUCUGGCUUCGCCCAAGUCGCCAAAUCCGACCUCCCAUCUACUCGAUGAAACAAUCCAAGCUCAGACGCAGACGUGUGGUCCGUUACGCCAUUCUCUACUUCACGCUUCUCGUCGUUUUCAUCGCUUUGAUUGCUGGCCCUAUUGUGGCUGGCAAGUACAUGCCACCCGACACGAUCAGCAAUGCCCUCGGUGAUAUUGCCGGCUUCAGACUCUACCAGCCUAACGAUCUUAAUAACGACAACACCAACAGCACUAUGGCUACUGGUACAGGAAUGCAAGGCUACACCGGUGCUGGCCUUACGAAGACCAAGACUGGCGCUGAUGCCUCGGCAACUGGCAAGAUCAAGCUGUUCUAG